AUGAAUCAUAACAGUUCCAGAUCUCAUGCCAUAUUUCGAUUGUAUGUACAAUCAAUCACCAAUAAUUUUAUUCGACAAUAUAGACGGGAACAAUCCCAACAUAAAUUCCCUACUCUAGAAUAAUUAGAAUCAGAAAACAAUCAACUCAAAGGAGCUAUGGUAACUGAAAGUGUUCUCAACUUUGUUGAUUUGGCUGGGUCUGAAAAAGUGUCCAAUCACUUCGAGGAUGCUGAAAUCUAGGAUACUAAUCGCAGAGUGAAAGAAGGUCAAUAUAUUAAUAAGAGUUUAUUCUUUCUUACUUAAGUCAUCUAUUUAAAGGCUGAAGAUAAAGGCCAUGUACCAUUUAGAAACUCAUCUUUAACAAAGAUACUUAAAUCUAGUUUAGAUGGAUCAUCCAGAACAUUAAUUAUUUUAUGUAUCAAUGCUGCAGCUCUUCAUUUUGAUUAUUCCAUUUCCACUUUGAGAUUUGGGAUGAAUGCCAAAAAAAUUGAAACCAAGGUUUUAGCCAAUAUUAAUUAUUAAAAUGACGACGAAGCUUUAAAAAUCGUACUCUCUGAUUAUGAAAAGAAAUUGCAUGACUACGAAAAAAUCAGAGCCGAAGAAAAAGAAGGAUUUGAAUAAUAACUAAAUCAAUUAUAAAAUGAGAAUUAGCAAUUACAAAAUAGAUUAACUACAUAGAAUGCUCAAAAUUUCAAAUGCAUUCCAAAACUAUAUAAGGAUAUUACUUGGGCAGAUCGAUUCAAGUAUGAUUUCCAUUGUGCUGGUGCAGGAGACAUUCUAGUCACUAAUUAAAAAGUUAAGAAACCCCCUCAACAUGAUUGUUAAGGUAAAUUGGUUUUAAGUGCCUUAAAAGUUAGCGAAUAAAACAGAAAGACACUUAUUUCUAAUUAUGAAUUAGUUAAAAAUUAAUAUCUCUAAUUAAACGAGUUCUAUAAUUAAAGUAAACUUAGGAUUUAAUAAUAAUAUGAUCAAAUUCAGUCUCUUAAUUCCUAAUACAAUAGAUUAUAUAGUUAUGCAUCUGAAAUGAAAUAGUAGUUAGAUUUUGAUGUAAAAUAGCUAGAAAAUUAAGAAUUACAUUAAAUGAUUUAGUUUUAUUAAAAUUAGUUAUUAAAAUUGUAAAUUGAAUGGAAGGAAAGAGAAUAGACAAGCAAUUUGGAUUAACAAUAAGUGUAUAACAUUGAACAAUUUAAAUUGAUUGAGUAGAGUUCUUAAAAUGAAAUUGAUGUCCAAAAUUAUUAACAAAUAAAUUUGGAUGAAAUUAUGUAUACGAAUAUAGUGGAAGUAGAGAUGGAAAAUCAAUAGGAAAAAGAAAAAGACUAAAGCAUUGAAUCUGAAGAAUUCUUCAAAGUAGAGUUUCCUACUUACUUAAGGCAUUCAAAUAAUAUUACUAAACCAUCUAUGAAUGAAACGGCUUCUUAGUAGACUGUUUAGGAUUUAAGUGAAAUUAACUUUAAAACAGUAUUGUAAAGCUUUAUCAGCGAGAUGGAUGUUCUACAAACUUCAACUCAUCAUAAAAAUAAUAGUACUUCUUGUAAUAAGAAACAAACAGGCAAGUACAAGACACCUGAUAAAUUGAAAAAGUAGAGUACCAGCCAAACUACUAUUAGGGGUAAAUAGAAUAUUGAACCUACUCGUUAAAGUUGUAACAAUAUUCCAAAACCAAAGAUAAGGCCUAGGCCAAGUGGAAAUGGAAAUGAGGAGUUGUCUAUGCUGUUGAACAACGCUGAAAUGAGUAAAUAUUGA
Messenger RNA from Paramecium tetraurelia, 1743 nucleotides. RefSeq lists its product as uncharacterized. Lineage: Eukaryota; Ciliophora; Oligohymenophorea; Peniculida; Parameciidae. The transcript has a single exon. Gene Ontology annotation, biological process: microtubule-based movement. The record is from RefSeq and is a predicted model, not a curated record. Gene Ontology annotation, cellular component: kinesin complex; microtubule. Gene Ontology annotation, molecular function: microtubule motor activity; microtubule binding; ATP hydrolysis activity.